GCGGCAGAGGAAGCUGAAGACAUGAUCCAAUAGCAUUGGGGAACGAAAGCAGGCUCAGGGCCAAUGAGAAUCCGUAAAAGCCUAUCCAAUCAGCUUAUUUCUGGAAUGCUUUAAAGCCGUAAGAUGUUGGCUUGUUUUCCGAACAGAGCAGAGUUUGACUAAGACGCCAUGGCUCGAACCAAGCAAACCGCACGUAAGUCUACCGGGGGUAAAGCCCCCAGGAAGCAGCUCGCCACUAAAGCAGCCCGGAAGAGCGCGCCUGCGACUGGCGGAGUGAAGAAGCCUCACCGUUAUAGGCCUGGCACUGUAGCUCUGCGAGAAAUUCGUCGCUAUCAGAAGUCUACCGAGCUGUUGAUUCGCAAGCUGCCUUUCCAGCGCCUGGUGAGGGAGAUCGCUCAGGAUUUCAAGACCGAUCUGCGCUUCCAAAGCUCCGCUGUAAUGGCUCUGCAGGAGGCUAGCGAGGCUUACCUGGUUGGUCUGUUCGAGGAUACCAAUCUGUGCGCCAUUCACGCCAAGAGGGUGACCAUCAUGCCAAAGGAUAUUCAGCUGGCCCGCCGCAUCCGUGGGGAGCGCGCUUAA
Messenger RNA from Anguilla anguilla (European eel), 579 nucleotides. Its product is annotated as histone H3. The record is from RefSeq and is a predicted model, not a curated record. Lineage: Eukaryota; Metazoa; Chordata; Actinopteri; Anguilliformes; Anguillidae. Gene Ontology annotation, cellular component: nucleosome. The transcript has a single exon. Gene Ontology annotation, molecular function: protein heterodimerization activity; DNA binding; structural constituent of chromatin. Bases 169 to 579 code for a protein of 136 amino acids.